AUGGCCUCCACCAAGCUUCACGUUCUCUCGCUCUAUCGUCGCUCUCUCAAACUCGCUCUCGACUGGGCUGUGGCUCGAGAUGUCUGGCGUGGCCAGGCUGUUUAUAUUCGCGGACUGUUCGACGCGAACAAGACUGUCUCGCAGCCUCGACAGCAAAAAGAAUUGAUCGAGCAGACCGAGGCAUUGCUUGAGAAGUGGAAGCACCCGGAUCCAUACAGACCACCUACAGCACCAGGUGGAAGCAAAUACCAGCGAAACUUACCAUCACCACGACGUGACCCACCCCCACCCAUGCAUGUAUAAGAGGAACAGGAGGAUCCGGCGUUUCUAGAACUGUACAUAUGGAUACCUUUGUCCUAUUGAAGGACGACGACACAAUAGAAAAUGUUUCAUUUCUCAUGCACACAAUCCGUGGUACAUGCAAUAUUUAUUACAAG
Dissoconium aciculare CBS 342.82 is the source of this 437-nucleotide messenger RNA. RefSeq lists its product as uncharacterized. The record is from RefSeq and is a predicted model, not a curated record. The transcript is spliced from 4 exons. The coding region runs from base 1 to 303 and encodes 100 amino acids. Gene Ontology annotation, biological process: mitochondrial electron transport, NADH to ubiquinone. NCBI's taxonomy places the organism in Eukaryota, Fungi, Ascomycota, Dothideomycetes, Mycosphaerellales, Dissoconiaceae.